UCCGCCGAAUGAAAAUAGAAAAUGUACGAAAUCACUGAAUAAUAAAUUUGCACAGCAACGAAUAAAUUUCACAAUAAUGGAAAACCUGUUGUUCAACACACUGGAUUACCGAGAAAAGAUUAAACACACUCUCAUGCAGGACAUACGAUUGCGUGUAGAGCCAUCGGUGACACAUAUUUCGCCCACAAAUGAAAGGCGACCUAUACAAUUAUUGUCACAAAUAAGUUUAAGCAAUAGCAACGAUGUUGGAGGACAUCAAUUGAAUCGGGUGCAGCAGUCUCCCAGUUCCGAAGAGGACAAUUCACCCACCGAAAUGAACAAUUGUCGCCGCCUAGUGGAUAAGCCGCCUUUAGUGAAACGAUUAACUAUGGGCAUGGGUCUGUUGCGUGCUACAGAAGAAAGUCGCCCAUUGGUAAACACAACAUCGUCAUCGAUAAAUUCAGGAUCGUCUCAAACAAUAUCAGAUGGUUACGUAAACGAGGCGAUUUGUGAGCCAGAGAAAUUAUUACCUAGCCGUUAUGCGGACUCUUACGGACAAUCUUUGUCAGUGCUUGACACCGCCCAGCAAUUUACCGAUCGUAACGAAUUUAGUUAUAAAAAAAAGUACUUCAGAGAAACCUGCAGUGCCAACUCAAGCCCGAAGCUCUUUCCAUCUGCCGGCUCGAUGUGUUUCGAAGGCUUAAGCCGGACAGAACAGAAUGAAUUGAAAGGAGCUCCUUGGUUUCAAGCUGGCAUUCCUAGAGAAAUAUCAUUAGAAGUAUUAUCGAGACAAAAUCCCGGAGCUUUUUUGGUACGUGAGAGUACAACCAAGCCGGGCUGUUUUGCUUUGUCUCUGCGUGUACCUCCACCAGCUCCUAAGGUUGCCCAUUAUUUAAUUUUAAGAUCUCAAAGGGGCUAUAAAAUAAAGGGCUUCACAAAAGAGUUUUCUUCACUGCGCGCCCUCAUAACACAUCAUUCCGUAAUGCCAGAACUGUUGCCGAUCCCGCUGACGCUGCCACGUCCGAACACAAAUAGUACAGUUUCUCUUCAAAAUGGAAAUGAAGACUCUGACACUUACGGUUCGCUAAAUGAUUUCCGCAAAAUGAUGACAGACUGGAACGUAUGACUUGAAAGCGAACGCCUUAUUAAAGACCAUUCUUGAAAGUGAAUUUACUUAAUAUUUUACUUAAUUUUUCGAAUGUCGUGAUUAGUUUAUAGAAAAAUGCUAAUACGCAAAAGUUUCCCGAAUUCUCUCUGUCGUACAUAUCAGUUAUCCCCAAAAAAGUAAUUGUCGAUUUUAUAUAUAUAUAUAUAUAUAUAUAUAUAUAUAUAUUCUGAAAUUGUACUCUCAAAUAAUUACUUUACUAAGCCAUUUAGUUUUUGCAUUUGAAGCAAUAAUUGUCACAGCGUACCUCGUUUGUGCUCGCAUCCGGUUGUCAUAUGAGUUUGAACGGAGAAGCGAAAUGUCCAGAAUUUAAACAAGUAAAGACACUCAAACAAAUGGAUAUACUUUAAAAUUUUUACAAUUCGACGAAAGCUUUUUUGCUUACUUGGAAAUUUUUGUACAAAUUUACAAACAGAUCAUGUUACUACCUACCAUGUCUUUUUAUUAAAAAUGUGAAAAAAAAAAUUUUUUUUUUCCUCUUCAUAUCAUUGUGCGAAUUAGUGUUACUAUUAUUAAUUAAGUUCACCAAGUGCAAAAAGAUCCAUAAAUACAUCUAACUUAAUCUUGUGAUAAACAAAACAAAAAAACAAAAAAAAAAACAACAAAACUAUGUUCAUCGAAGACAAAAGUUUUUAUACCUAUUCAUUUGUCAAUCGAGUAUAAAUGUAGUUUCAAAAUAUCGCUUAGAUAGCUUCUUCUUUUUUUUUUUUUUUUAUAUAAACAUCAACUGUAUACUAAGGUAUAAUAGAUCUGUAGUUACCUUUAUAAAACUCAGAAAUAUUUAUAUAUGUAUGUACGUAUGAUGGCCCCUUAUUAUCAUUGCCAUAGUCUUACUGAAUUGUCACCCUUUCAUCUGAAGGUUAAGUUGCUCCUUAACUGCUUUUAUUAUAACUAACACAAAGCGUACGUUGCACUUGUCAAGCAUUUAUUAGUCACAUAAAUAUAAAUAUGUGCGAAACAGAGAUUCAUAUACGUACACGUAUUUUAGGUGACAAGCAUUUAAAUAUAAAUUAUAUACGUGUCUUGACCCGAAUACCGAAAUGCACUUAGGUGGAUUUGUCUUUCAGUAUCAUUGAAAUCUCUAUCUUUGGCUAUAAGCAAAAGUUGUUUUAAAAAAAUGUUAAUUUGUCUGCGGGUCAACUUGGAAAUAAUAUAAAUUUAAAUACUUAAUAAACGUGAUAUUUACGAACAAUUAUGAUAGGAUUUAAAUAUUUUGACCUCUCUCCCUUCUUAUGAGUGCCUGACGAUUUUAGUUCAUAUUUUUAACAGUCACUAUUUUCUUUGUCCGGUCGUAAAUUAUCAGCGGCAUCUACAUAACUUAUAUACACAAUUUUGAUAAAUGUCGUUUAUUAUAUUAUUAUUGUUAAUAUUGUAGUUUAACUCGUUGAAACAUUGUUAAAUUUGUUCAACACUUUUUGACUUAGCAUUUUGUGUAGUAAUUGUAUUAAUAAAUGAAUAAAAUUAUAUAUUGUGCAUCUUAUAAAAGAAUAUUGUGUAUAUAUAUAAACAUUCAACAGCCAAAAUAUAUCAUCGAGUGGUAUUUCGUAUGUUUUAAAAGAGGAAUAGAAGAGUAUUAAGUGUACAGAUAUAU
Glossina fuscipes is the source of this 2735-nucleotide messenger RNA. Its product is annotated as tensin-4-like. Bases 77 to 1105 code for a protein of 342 amino acids. The transcript is spliced from 6 exons. The record is from RefSeq and is a predicted model, not a curated record. Lineage: Eukaryota; Metazoa; Arthropoda; Insecta; Diptera; Glossinidae.